AUGGAUAAGGGUAUUUUUGCAAGAUACAUGGAUAGUAGGGGUGUUUAUAACAUUCCCAAUUUACUAAACUUUACUAAUCAACUGAACUUGCUUGCGGAGGACUAUAUUUUGCAUCGCUUUGAAUCACUAGUUGAUGCGGAGAUUGACUUUAAACGAUUUGGUGUACCUCUGCCACAAGGGGAAGAUUUAGUUGCAACUGAAGUUCUUGAAAAACUUUCCAAUGUAAAGCUUUUAAAGAUAUCUGGUGAGAGUGAGACCUUUGAGGUCUCUUUUAAUAAUAAGAAUAAAACGAUGUUGAACUUUCUCAGAAUCUCACCUAAUCUAGAAACAAUUGUUAUUGCUCAGGGCUUUCUUGGAGAUCUAUCCAGCACUGAUUGUGGUUGGACACCAGGUAUGGUGCCUCAUUGUAUGUUGUUGCACCUCAAGUUAGUCAAGCUGUUUGAGUUUGCUGGGUUCUUAGAGGAGCUCAAUACUGUAAAGUCAUUUUUGAAGAAUGCAAGAGUCCUACGGAGGAUGAUCAUCAAGUUUUCUUCAAAUUUAUCAGCAGUUCAGCAGAACAAAAUAAUGAAGCAGUUGAUAAAAAUUCCAAGAGGCCGCAGUAAAUGUAUUAUGGAGGUCUUAUAA
Messenger RNA from Papaver somniferum (opium poppy), 624 nucleotides. RefSeq names its product putative F-box protein At5g40050. Lineage: Eukaryota; Viridiplantae; Streptophyta; Magnoliopsida; Ranunculales; Papaveraceae. The record is from RefSeq and is a predicted model, not a curated record. Bases 1 to 624 code for a protein of 207 amino acids. The transcript has 4 exons.